UUACCUUCUUGAUUUUCCAUUCUUCUCCACCCAACCCAAUUCAUUCACCGGUUUUCUAUAUACAUUUGAUAUAUCUUUCACUCCGCUUCCGCUUCCAUGUCAGAGAAACAAGCCCACUUGAAUGGAGCCUACUACGGCCCAUCCGUCCCGCCAAGAGAGACCUACCACCGCCCCGGCCGCGGAGGAGGUCUCCUCAGCUGCUGCUGCAGCUGCAUCUUCAGUCUCGUCUUCAAGCUCAUCUUCACCGCAGUUGUCUUGUUGGGCUUAGCCAUCCUCGUCUUCUGGCUCAUAGUCAGGCCAACCGGAGUCAAGUUCCACGUUACGGAUGCCACCCUCACCCAGUUCAACUUCUCCUCCGACAACAACCUCCACUACAAUCUCGCUGCCAACCUCACCAUCCGAAACCCCAACAAGAAGAUCGGCAUCUACUACGAUCGCAUCGAAGCCAGAGCCCUGUACGAGGGGCAAAGGUUCAGUACGGUUACUCUCACGCCGUUUUACCAAGGCCAUAAAACUACAAACGUUCUGAACCCGGUGUUUCAGGGACAACAAUUGAUUGUUGGAUCCAACUUGCUUGAGGAGUUUAAUCAACAGAAGAGUGCAGGGGUUUACGAGAUUGAGAUGAAGCUUUAUCUGAGGAUUCGGUUCAAGUUGGGUAGAAUCAAGACCGGAAAGUUCAAGCCUAGAAUUGAGUGUGACUUGAAGGUUCCUUUGAACGAAAAUGGGAAUUCAGUUGGUACUUUUCAGACUGAGAAGUGCUCCAUUGAUUACUUCAAUUGAUUCUGAUCGUCUAUAGCGGAGCAGACUAGCAGAGAUCUUCAGUCUUCUUGAUUUUUUUAUUUGUUUAUUUAGUCCUUGGUAGCAUGCAGACUACCAACUGCGGUAUUGGUUACCACAGCAGUUCUUAUCUUGUUCAUGACUUGAUCCUGCUGCAUUAGUAGGGUACCUGUCAUCAUGAGUGUACCUAUUAAGAUUCUUAUUCAUUUUGAGUGUACGUAAUACUUUAGUUUAGUUUUCACUAUGAUGAUCCGGGUGCGAUAUUACGCGUUACGCGUCUUUAUGUACAAUAAAACCUUAUAUACGUGACAUAUAUUAUCUUA
This is a messenger RNA of Rosa chinensis, 1100 nucleotides long. RefSeq names its product NDR1/HIN1-like protein 10. The transcript has a single exon. Bases 97 to 780 code for a protein of 227 amino acids. Gene Ontology annotation, biological process: defense response to other organism. The record is from RefSeq and is a predicted model, not a curated record. Lineage: Eukaryota; Viridiplantae; Streptophyta; Magnoliopsida; Rosales; Rosaceae.